UUGAGGACGCGUUCAUUUUAACUCAUAAAUAUAUAACAUUCGUUUUCAUUAUAAUUCGAUGUUCAACUAAAUUAUUAUUAUCAAUUUUGUUUUUUUAGCCUCGUGAGUCCUUCUCUGUGUUUAUUGUCCAUAAUUUUUAUUUGCUCGCUUGGCAAUUCCCAUGUAGCUUGACACCUACACGGGAAUUAAAAAAAAAAAAGUCGAAGGAUUUUGUGCUUCAGCAGAAAUUUAUCUGUUUAUCCCCUGCCAGUUAGCUAGCAUAUUUAUACUUUGACUAGAUUAUCAUCCAAGUGCUAAACAUUCUACGUCGGAGCAAACGAUGUUCUGGUGAAUGACCGUACAAUGACAAGUAGGUAUCGUUUAGGUUUUUAGCUAGCCAGCCUGCUAGCUAUCUGGGAUUGCAGUAGGCUAAGAUACUGCCGAAUCGUGUCUGGUCGCUUUAGCAAGCAGGUAACUAGCAAGACAGCUUUCAUCUAAAUUAUUGAGGUUAUCGUGCCAUAAAUAUGGACUAUCAGCAUAGUGCAAACACAGUUGCUGAAACUCUUCUCGGCUACACAAAGGACGAGACUGGCUGGAAAGCUUGUAAGAAAACAAGUGAAGUAACUGUGUACUGGCGGCCAUCAACUGAAUUCCCUGGGAAUCUGUACAAGGGGGAAGGUGUUAUAAACGGAAGUCAGGAAAAGGUGUGGGAGUGUCUGAACCCGGUAGCGAACGGAUUCCGAGUGAAAUGGGACAACAAUGUGAAGAAAUUCGAGCUCAUUGAAAGGAUCAGUGAUGAUGUAUCGAUCUGCAGGACGGUUACGCCCUCGGCAGCUAUGGGUUUAAUAUCUCCUCGAGACUUUGUAGAUGUUGUUAUAGUUAAACAAUACGAAGAUGGCACCAUUGCAUCAAAUGCUAUCCACGUAGGUCACCCUGGCUGUCCUCCACAGGCUGGCUAUGUUCGGGGGUUUAACCAUCCCUGUGGCUGUUUCUGUGUCCCCAUUCCUUGGGACCCAUCCAAGACUCAGGUCCUGAGCUUCUUCCAGACCGACCUUGGGGGGUUCUUGCCUCGCUCUGUUGUUGACUCCUUCUUCCCAUCCAGCAUGGCAGAGUUCUACAGCAACCUUGCCAAAACCGUCAGAUCACUCAAGGACUUCUGAUGAAUACCUUCAAGAAUACAUGCAAGAAUGAAAUUUGACGUGAUUGGACUUUAUCCCUGUGCACUUGAUGCAAUUAGACUGCAUUGAGACUUCUAUCAAAAAUAAAUCCCUAAACCUCUAAUGAAGAUGCAGCCAAAGUGCACACACACACACAUAUACACAAAAGCACAAUCAGACUUUCCGUACUGCUAAAUUAUGGCGGAAUACUCAGUAAAUAUGUGGACCAUGAAAAAAUCACUGGGCUGUUUUAAACAGUAAUAUAUUUUAUGUAUAUUCUUUACUUUUUGAACAUUCUAAUUAUAUGUAGUGUAAUCAUUGUUAUUGUCAUAUGUUACUAUAUACAG
Messenger RNA from Megalops cyprinoides (Indo-Pacific tarpon), 1483 nucleotides. RefSeq names its product StAR-related lipid transfer (START) domain containing 5 (gene stard5). Lineage: Eukaryota; Metazoa; Chordata; Actinopteri; Elopiformes; Megalopidae. Gene Ontology annotation, molecular function: lipid binding. The coding region runs from base 504 to 1139 and encodes 211 amino acids. The record is from RefSeq and is a predicted model, not a curated record. The transcript has 6 exons.